AGUAAUACUUUCAAUCCACCUUCUCAUGCAGCCUAUAUUACAUAUCGUAAUGAACAGGAAGCAUCAAUGGCCAUACUAGUAAGCAUUUUUCAAUAACUUAUCGGCUUGUGAAGGAUUUCCUUUACAUGAUAGAUUGGUCAAAGCCUCUUUUGGAACCACCAAAUACUGUACCAAUUUCUUGAAAGGACAAUAAUGUAAAAUCAAAGAUUGUGUUUAUUUACACUAGCAUCCAAAAGACAAGGAAUCAACAUAAGUUAUUAAAAAAGUAAUUAUAUUCCUUUUUAUCAUCCUAGGAAGAAAUGAACAAUUCUAAAUGGUUAUUCUCUUAUUCUCAAAGAUUAGCUUAAAUUAAUUUCAAAAAAUUCUAUACUAAAAUUAAUUAUAAAGCUGCUCUUUAAAAAUCUAUCUUUCUGAAUACACAAAAUAUACUAGAUCGAAUGAUAGCAUAUAAAAUAGUUGAUCGUCAUAUGGAAUAGCCUCAACAAUAAUAAACAAAUGAAGAGACUAUUUUAGUAUAAAUGUCUGAUAAAUAUGUUGAUACAAUUUCUCCAUAAAAACCAUUAGAUAUGGAAAAGAGAUUGGAAGACAUAAUUCAAAAGAGUAUUUUUAGAAUGUUAUUUAGUGGAUGGAGAUAGUAAUUCUAGAUUCAAAUUUACAAAAAGUACAAAUGUUCCAGAAGAUUAAGAAGCUAUAAAUCAAUUAAAGUAGUUUAUUUUAAAAUGA
Molecule: messenger RNA, 723 nt
Organism: Paramecium primaurelia
Lineage: Eukaryota; Ciliophora; Oligohymenophorea; Peniculida; Parameciidae
Source: the annotation of a GenBank genome assembly